Molecule: messenger RNA, 1520 nt
Organism: Parus major (Great Tit)
Lineage: Eukaryota; Metazoa; Chordata; Aves; Passeriformes; Paridae
Gene: SMAGP
Product: small cell adhesion glycoprotein
Exons: 4
Coding region: 612-881 (89 amino acids)
Source: RefSeq, a predicted model, not a curated record
GAAGCCUGUGGGGUUGAUCCCAUCCUCCAUCCGCUGGGAAUGGGAAUGGAAGUGGGAUGGGAAUGGGGGGGCUGUGAAGGCACCGCCAAGCACCCCUAAAAAAUCCCUGUGGGGAUUCUCCUCCGGUCCUCCAGGCACCGGGAAUGGGGAUCAGGAUGGGGGGGCUGCAUCCCCAGUGCUCCUUGGAGGAGUUUUCAGGACGGGAGCAGCGGUGCAGGGCAGAGUUUCCCUUGGGAACAGCUCGAGCCACUGGGCCGGAGCACAGGAAUGAGGAAGAUGAGGGUUUUUCACAACCCUGCUUUAAAAACACGUGGAAAUCCAUCGGGAUGCAGUUUGCUGGGAAUGAUUCACUCCUGCUGCCAGACCCCCUCCUCCGGGCUGGAUCCCAGCCUGGCACUGCCAAAAACCCCGCGGGUUUCUGUGUUGGGAAGCGCCAGUUCCUUCCCACGAUCCCGAGGAGGGAGCAUCCCUGCCCCAGGAGAGAGCACAAGGAGCUCCACUUCCAUGACCACGCAUGGUUUGAUGGAAAUCAAACCUUUCCCUCAGAUCAAACUCGCUUUAAACCUUUGCUCUGAAGGACCCCAAACCUUCACCUGGAAGGAGCCGAUGCGAUGGAGCGGGAUCAGCCCCACCUGAGCUCAGACCUGACCACCCCGAACCUGAGGAAGGCUCCCACCCCCCCUGGCCAUGAGGACGCCGACACCGCCGUCAUCGCAGUGGUGAUCACCCUGGUGUUCCUCACCUUGCUGACGGUGCUGGUGGUGAUCGGGAUUUACCUGUACCGGAACCAGGGCUCCUACCGCACCUACGAGCAGCCGGAGCCGGACGCGGCCCCGAGGGAGGAGGCUCCGGCCAAGGAGAAGGAGGAAUAUUUUAUCUAAGGACGCACCUGGGAUCCGCAUAGGUCCCGAAAUUCCCUGGAGCUGGGGGUCUACAUAAUUUUUUUUCAGGAGUUAGGAUUUCCUGAAUUCCCUGGCAUCGGGGAUCUGCCCAAAUUUUCGGGAGUUGGGGAUCCACCUAAAUACCCCGGAGUUGGGGAAUUUCUUGGAGGUGGGAGAUCUUCUUAAGUUGGGAAUCUGCCUGAAUUCCCUGGAGUUGGGGCUCUACCCGAAUUUCCUGGCACUGGCCUUCUGCCUAAAUUCCCUGGAUUUGAGGAUCCACCUGAAUUUGAAACCUGCCUAAAUUCCCUGACAUUGAGGUUCUGCCUAAAUAUCCUGGAGCUGGGAUCUGCCUGAUUCUCCUGGAGUUUGUGAUUACCUAAAUUCCCUGGACCUGGGGUUCUGCCUAAAGUUGAGGAUCUACCGUCUGAUUUUGCUUGGUUUCUUGUUUUUUUUUUCCUUAAUUUAUGAAGCCAGCCAUGGAAGGAAUAUGUGGGUAUCUGAGGGCAGGAAAAACCCCAAAUACCCCCCAAAAAUAAUAACCCCGAAAGAGGAAGUUCCCAACCUAGCAGGAAAAAAGAAAGAAGUGAGGAAACCCCCAGCUAGCAGCAGCCAAAGAGGUUCUCAGAGGCCAAACAGAAA